UUCCAUUCAUGUGACUGCAAUUAGCAAAAGACCACUGCAGUUUCUUAGCAUGUUGCUAGCAUGUAUGUAUUACUAUAUAAUUAAAAUAUAGGCUACGUUAAUAACGGGUGGUUUAGGUCAGCUAAAUACCUCUUUCGCUUUCACAAUUAACGUCCAGUUAGCUUAGCAUUUGGGACAUUCAGGCCUAGCAAGUGAAUAGCAGUUACUAGCUGGUUGAGCUAGCUGCUCCACAGGAGACAACACUUUGAUUUAACUACUACAAUCAACGUGUCAGCAGAAUUGGUCAAAAUGGACAAGAUUGCUAAAGAUGUUGGAGAUAUCCAGUCGCGACUAUUGGACCACAGACCAAUCAUCAAUGCAGAGGUCCGCUACUUUGUGAGAGAGUUUGAGGAGAAACGUGGACACAGGGAGAGCAGACUGCUGGAGAACCUCAAUAAGAUUGUCCUGGAAACAAAUGAGCAAAUGCUGCCGACAGAUUUCGUGGGCAUGCUGUCUGAUGUUGUCAAACGUUUGGAGGCUGCCAAGCACAUGGCAGAGAGAGUCCAGCAGAGGGAGCUAGAGGCACAUCAGAGCACCCAGCUGCAGGGGAACAUGGAGCGUUUGAAAGAUGAGUGGGCAGAGUUUCUGAAGGAGCAGCAGAGAUUAAAGGAGGAGGUGGACAAGGAGCACGCCAAGGCUGUAGGACAACUCAGCACCCAGUACAGCGAAAAGAAGAAGGACUUGACCAAGUUUUCACCCCUCUAAUCAGUGAUGGUGUGAGUGAACAACCCUCUCUUACUCCACACGUGUGCUCGCCGUGGACACGGACGUCUGUUCUGCACAUGCAAAACAAAGCAAGCGGCUUUGACUGAUGAACUUGGUCGUAGGUUUUUGCACAAGACUCAACUUUUCCAAAAUCGUAAAUAUUAAAGUGUGAUUAACAACGUGGAAUUUCACAGGCCAUCAAACUUACACGUUUCUGUGUUUAGCACAUGGAAUUUUCACGGUAACCUAGAAGGCCUGGAAUAUGUCUUUUUUUUUUUUUUUUUAAACAAUCAAUCGUUUGAUUGUUCCUUGGCCGUGAAGUUUUCAACAUUUCAAGAUUUUAAUGGAUGCCUCCCUGAAGGGUGCUGAUGAUAAAUUUGCAAACCUGGAGUUUGGCACCAUGGCGAGAUAUUCGAAGCACUGGAAGCCAGAUCGUUAAAUGUUAGAAUGAGCAGGUGUGUUUAAAGCACAAGUCAAGUGUUGUAGAAACGAGCUCAAACAAAACCGUUUCCAGGACAAGUCAUCCCUCACCAGCUCCCCCGUGUUUGGAGCAUUUGACCUCUGACAUUAACUUCAAGUAAACCAACUGUCUAUGAAGUAACGUUCAUUAUAAAAAGGCCUUUGCUGAGACCAAUAAUGAUUGAUCUGCAGCAGCUGUUUUUUGUUUGCUUUGCCACCUCAAAUCUGAUUUGAAUAAGUCACAAAUCCAAUAUUUAUAUUCCGUUCAAACAUAAAAAUAAAAGCAUAAAUCAGAUUUUGACUCUGGUUUACAUUUUCUUUUUUUUUGUGGUCAUGUUUAGGUAAAGAAAAAAGAUUAAUAAACACAAUCAAGGUGUUUUGCGUCUCCGUUUAUCAUAUUAAUUGCACACAGAGGCAUAUGCUACAGUGGAAAUGCUUACCGUUUAAGUAUUUAUCAGUUAUAAAGCAUAACACAUGGAGAAGUUGUUACAUGAAAUCGUCAGUGUGGGUCUUGUCCCUACGCGGAGACCCUUUGAGGUUGAUGAGGUCGCUGCACUUUUAAUGAAGUGUUUUGUUUUGGCUCCAGACAAUAGUGGAUUCUUAAACAGGUUAAUGGAUGGGCGGGCACACAAUGGGCACAUUCCUGGCAUGGCUGAGAACAGACUUCAUCUCAAACAACGUAAUAGAGCAAAUAUUUUGCAUCUCCCCCCCCUUUCCACAACCACACAUUCCUUUAAACUGCCACCUCAGCUGUCGACUGUCUCAUCUGAAGAAGCAGGUUUGGACUUCGCCUCGUCCAUCGUAAGUAAAACAGUCUCUAUAAGAAAAAUAAUAAUAAAAGCAAACAAGCCAGCAGAUGAGUCCCUUCACUGUGUGGCAACUCAGCUGAAGCGAACUCGGUUCUGUAUCCCCUUUCACAGAAGCUGCAGCUUUUUUUCCAUUUGGCUGGCAGUGACCUGCCCCGUCCUGCUCUCAUGCAAAACCCUGCUCUGCCCGUGUCUGUGUCUCCACAUGUGUGUGAGAGUCGGUGAUGGCUGGCGUCAGAGAUCAGAGAGGGCACGGACGUGCCAGCAGAUGUGUGUGUGUUUGCGUGUGUGCCUUUCCUCCGCCUCGGUGACUGCAGCUGUCCCGAGUCGGAGACGGGCCAUCAUCGGCUAACGAGGAGUGACAAUACGGAAACGUGGCCCACCCGCGCCAGCAAGGCACCUUUUCAUCUGCCCCUGUUUGCUUUUUUGGUUUCGUUGGAAAGAAGGAAAACAGUCCCGAGUACAUGAAAGGUCACCAUUAAAGUCAUAUGAGUGUGAGCUAUACAUGAGUGGAGUCAUGAGCUUAAAGUGAGUUCUUGUUGGGUCUGAUAAGUGCAGGAUUUAUAUCUUCUAGAAUGAGAUUUGAUAUUGCUGUGUAAAGACAGAUUUAGGAAAAGUCAAUAAAUCCAAAACAACACAUAAAAGAGGUACUUCCAGGAAUCAAACAUGGACACAAGCUUCGUCAUUUUUCUCUGUUCAGGUCAGAGUAACCUUCCACCGUCUUCAAUUGCGCUACAAGACCACUGCGGUCAAUAAUAACACGCGCUUUGCCAAACCGAAUUGACAUUAAGCAAUCUGGGAUUUAGAUCAUCUCUUUGUGGCCGAGGGAUUGCAACAACAACAGGUUUCGACAUUCAUAGGAAUUUGGGUUCUAAGUUGAAGUGCAGGCUGAAAAGUAUGUAAAGCCAGAAAUCUCUGCGCCUGGUAAAGUAUUUGUUGAGCGACUGGUGCUGAUCAGCGACAACAAUCGGUGCCCUAUUUAGUGGUGUAGAACAGGAAAUGUUACACGUUGUCUUAGACUUUUAUAGAGAAUCUGGUCCAUCUUGAUAGUUAUCCGUCAAACACUGAGAGGAAACUAUCCGGCGUCCCGUGUACUCAGGCUGCUGACACAGAAACUUUCCCUCUACCCCGACCCGUAAGACGACUCCGCGUGCAGUUGGGCACUGGCUGAAAUCUCCUCUUAUCAUCCUCCUCAGCCGGCUGCCUCAAGUCUCUGGACCUUUGCUGGUGUGUGUUUUUUUUGUCUCCAGUGUGCAUCAAGAGAGCAGUGUGCUCUUCCUGUUUUGAAGCAAGAGCAGUGCUCUCGGGCCACUGAGCUGCCGUUCCCUGUGCCAACACAAAUGGUAAAGGAAGCAGCAGCACCCAGCUGGAGCUCCAGUGGGCAACGCACGGAGAUAAGGGCUUGUGUUGGUUUAUGCAAUCUGAUGCCCUGUCUGACCAAGUGCUUUCCACAUCCACUGGAAAAGAUGAAAUGUGUGACUGCGGAUGAACUGCGCAGGUUACGUAUGAUGAUGAAGACGUUUGCUGAAAAACAGGAUCUGGUUUUAGUUGUUCAAUGCUACAGAGAGCGGUUGAAGCUCAGCUCGCGUGACAGUUUCAGUUUGAUCAACCCACAACGCUACUCAGCACAUUCUUAAGCCCUCCCAACAUCUGCUUGUAAGAGUGACCAAAUGUCAAGAUGUCAAUGAAACUAUAUUUGACACUAAUCGCAUGCAUAUGAACUAUGUGAGGUGUGCUUUCCUUAGCUCUCAGCAACCCACCCACAGGGUAAGAAAGCCCUCAAAUCAGGAUAUAUUAUUACAUGCCGAUUCAACUUAGGAACACUUUACCACAAACUUUGGCCUCCAGAUUUAACGUGUUGAAACCCCAGCUUUCUGACAGGAAAUACUGGAUAUUGUAAGCUUAAAACUUCAUAAACAUUCAGGUCAUUGUCAUUGCAGGAUGCUGUACUGUGUUCAUGAUAAUAUCUCCACUGUCUGUAUAUGAACCCAAUUCCAUCCAUGGUUCUUUCUCGUGAGCUUAGCGAGUGCCAGACGGAUCAAACACAGUGUUUGAGCACACUUGUGUUGGCUUGAUGUUUGAAUGUCUAUUCCCUCUCCUUUUAGUGCUGUACUGUUUGAAAAUUAAUCAAAUAGCAGCGGAGGUUGAAUUUCCUUGAAAAAACAAAUAAAAUACCCACAACCUCGGAGGACCGCUACAGGUUCUUCAAAGCUGACAGCAAAUUGGCCUUACUAAACAUUUUCUCUUUGUUUCGGGGUCACCUUUCGCUUCAGUCGACUGAUGAGAAAAAGCAGGUCUAACAGCAACACAAUUUCACUUUUUUUGUGUGUGUUGGAACAAUAGAAAGCGAGGAGGUAUUCGUUCACCCCCGCCUUCCUCACAGCUUAUGAGAAUUUCCCUGCCUCUGCGUGCUCCCUCUUUUUCUUUUGUGCUACAUGAUGGGGCCCCUGUUACUCAAUUACUAAGGGGUCCAAAAUGAAAAUGCCAACGAACAAAAGCACCACGCUUCCGAGUUAAUAACGCGGCAUAAAACCACCCCAGGGAUUCGGUGAUGGGUCUUGGGGCGGAUGGUAAAAAGCAGGUGGCAAUAUGAAUUCUUUGGCAAUAGCAAACGUUCACCCAGUGGAUUUCUAAAUAAGAGUAGGAGAGCUCUCAAAGCUGCAGUAAAGCAAAUUAAGAAAUUGAUAUUUCUCUGAGGGAAAGUUGCAAGGCAUGCUGGAUAGUCUCAGACUCUGGCAGCUGAGAAAAUGAGCACUGGGUGGCAUAUAAAAGCAAUCAGUGGAAAGAAAAGGGAUGGAAAUUAAACGUCCCACCUUUCACUAUAAAUGCCAGCGUUCCCUUAUUAACGAGCACUGAUAUGCUCCCUGAUGAAAGCUGACACUGUAAUGUCAAGUUUUUAUUCUGUACAGUGAACACAGCCAGUUUAUUAACCAGAUGUAUUGGUCAGAUUAUCUCUCUUUGAAAGACGCACAUUC
Molecule: messenger RNA, 4984 nt
Organism: Anarrhichthys ocellatus (wolf-eel)
Lineage: Eukaryota; Metazoa; Chordata; Actinopteri; Perciformes; Anarhichadidae
Gene: bloc1s5
Product: biogenesis of lysosomal organelles complex-1, subunit 5, muted
Exons: 5
Coding region: 289-744 (151 amino acids)
Cellular component (GO): BLOC-1 complex; transport vesicle
Source: RefSeq, a predicted model, not a curated record